Molecule: messenger RNA, 7562 nt
Organism: Plectropomus leopardus (leopard coralgrouper)
Lineage: Eukaryota; Metazoa; Chordata; Actinopteri; Perciformes; Serranidae
Product: latent-transforming growth factor beta-binding protein 2-like
Molecular function (GO): calcium ion binding
Source: RefSeq, a predicted model, not a curated record
CAGCCCUAGAGCCAGCGCGCUGCUCUCUUUGCGCCUUUUUCUUGUUUAACAUAAACUAAAACAGAUGGAAUAAUGUUUGCUUAAAAUAACAGUUUUUCAGCGCUGGAAGGAGAAAAAGCUCAGAGUUUCUCACUUUGGGCUGUAGUUAGGUGCUGAUUUGACAACCUGAAGACGUUUUGCGCAAAGUCUUACCUGGGCAUUAUGAGGAGGUAUCCAGGCUUUUUUCAUUCAUGGGAGAGGAUGCAGUCUAGCUGAACUCGCGUAGCGCAAUUGCGGACUUUUGUUUUUAUUUGCUUAUAUUUUAGUGGCUCUCCAUAACGCGAUCUUUCCUUUUACGCGGUACUUUCAAAACUUUGCACGCUCAAAAUGGACCGUGCAGGAUUUGUUGUUUUGAUGGUUUUGACUGUUGCACUUGUGCGAAUUGGUGACAGUCAUAGGGACACAACAGGUGGGAGGACAGAGGGUGCAGCAGUUGUCCAACAGCAGUCCUGGCUGAAGAGUCAAGGUCACUCGCCAAGGGGACCAGGGGACGGUGCAUCCUCCGGUGAAACGUCUCCAGGGACAAGCCAGUCUAGGACUCUGAUCCGCCUCAGAGCAUCAGCCCAAGGGGAUGCUAGGCACAAAUCCAAAGCAGGACCGGCUCAUGCUGCAGGCGCCUCCGGGGAAGACGUGUCUGCGCCGCGGGAUGGUGCGCUGCGCACCGCCAGACACACAGCCAGCCAGCAGCACAGAACCAGAGUGAACCGCAGGCAGAGCAGCAAACCCAGCUCUGCCAGCGCAAGGAGACUUGUUGGGCCGAAUGUCUGUGGAGGUCAGCACUGCUGCUCAGGCUGGGCUUUGGCACCAGGAACCAAUCGCUGCAUUAAACCUGACUGCCAGCCCCCCUGCCAGAACCGUGGCUCCUGCAGCCGCCCACAGACCUGUGUGUGUCGCUCAGGCUUCCAGGGGCCCCGCUGUGAGGAGGUGGCUCCAGAGCAGGUGUACAUCCGUGAUGGAGGUGCCCUGAGGCGCGUUCAACCCGGGACCAACCCUUUCCAGAAAGACCAACCACAGAGAAGGCCGUCGGAAAGGCAGGCCAUCGAUACCACCAAGGUUCAGACCCCGCGACCUGCGACCACCAGACAGCCUGUGACCCAAGUGAGAAGGGGACCCCCUGACUCCUCCCCGCAGCAGACUGGGACCUCCCGCACUGUGAAACGAUAUCCAUCAUCUUCUGGGCCUAUAACCUCCAAUGCUCUACCCAAUGGCAACGGCUACGCUAACGGCCACAGCAGCGAGCACAGGAACUGGCAUGGACACAGGAACAGGCACAACAACGCACACUAUCACACUCACAGGCCGACCAGCAACAGCCAGCUGCACGGACAGUACAACAAUGCAUUAUUACCAGCAGGGGCCAACCUCACCUCCAACUUGGACCGCAUCAAGAUCGUCUUCACACCCAUGCUGUGCCGCAGGGUGUGCAGCGGCGGACACUGCUACAACAGCUGUGAGAAGGGAGACAUCACCACGGUCUACAGCGAGACCUCGCAGCAGCAGCACCAGCAGCAGCAGCAGCCAAAGAACCAGGGCUUCCGACUCUUCUUCUGUCAGAUACCCUGUCUUAAUGGAGGCCGAUGCAUCGGCAGGGACCUGUGCUGGUGUCCAUCAAACUCGACAGGGAAGUUUUGCCACCUGCCAGCCCCGUCCCCUGCCAGACCAGCCCCUAACAGCCACAAGGAUGCCAGCCACCAGGGAUCAAAAUCUCCCUCCCACUCCAUGUACACUUUGCCACUGUCCAAUCAGCAAGUGUCUCUCCACCCAUCCUUGGUGAAUGUCCACAUUCAGCACCCUCCAGAUGCCGAAGUCCAGAUCCACCAAGUCGCUCGAGUCCAGCCUGGGCAGAGACCGUCAACCACAGAAGGGGCUCACUCUGUCCAGCAGCGCUCUCAGCCUGGAAAUGGACAUGAAUCCACCAACGAGCAAAGCAGCAACCACGCACACACUAGUGGGAACGGCAACGGCCAGACCAGACCACACAGCCGUCAGAACGGACAUAUUGGAAGAUGCUUUCAGGAAACAGUCGAUGGACAGUGUGGCAAGCCCCUGCCAGGCCUAACCAAACAGGAUGAUUGCUGUGGAAGCGUGGGCGCCUCCUGGGGUCUCAACAAGUGCCAAAAGUGUCCGACCAAACCAGCAUAUGCAGUGAUUGCAAAUGGACAAGUGGAAUGUCCUAAAGGUUUUAAAAGGAUGAAUGUCACACAUUGUCAAGACAUCAAUGAGUGCCUGUUGCCCGGGCUCUGUAAAAACGCUGAAUGUCUCAACACCAAAGGAAGCUACAGGUGCACGUGUAAACCCGGCUACAUGUUGGAUGCUGACAGGAGCCACUGUGUUUCGGAUAAGGCCGUGUCUGACCAGAGGGCACUCUGCUACAGAUCGGUGUCAGCAGGCACUUGCUCCUUGCCACUUGCUCAACACAUUACAAAGCAGAUCUGCUGCUGCAGCCGCGUGGGGAAGGCCUGGGGCCCGGGGUGUGACCGCUGUCCUUUGCCAGGAUCAGAUCAUUUCAAGGAGAUCUGCCCAGCCGGUCACGGGUAUACCUACUCGCGCUCUGAUGUGCAGUUUUCUCUCAGACAGCUGGAGGAAGAUGAUCUACAGAGCACAGGAGUGUCAUGGGAGGAGCAGAGCCCCACUUACCCUCAGCCUCCAUCCUCUGAUCCUGCACUGUCGCUGCCUAGCAGGCCACAUCACCCCAGCUACCCACAGACGCCACAAGUACCCCAAUAUCCCGAGUACCCUGAGACACCUGAAGCACCCCGGUACCCUCUGACUCCGCAGCAGCCUCUCCAUCCCUCUCAACCAGACAGAGAGACGCCUAAACAGCCAGAAGAUGUGGAAAUUCUGAUCCCGCCAGCUGUUGUGACUGACUCACCACUGAAGUAUCCAGAAACUUCUCCAGACUCCUCCAUCAACACCAGCAGACCAGGUUCAGAGGACACAACCCACACAGCCACAGCCACAGGUAUUGACAAGUGUGCCACCACCCCGGGCAUCUGUGGCCAUGGGAAAUGUAUCCCUGUGCAGACUGGCUACACCUGCCACUGUGAGCCAGGAUUCAAGCUCAGUGCACUGCAGACCAACUGCAUUGAUGUUAACGAGUGUGAUGAGGACCCAUGUGAAGGGAAGGGCCGCUGCAUAAACAGCUAUGGCUCCUACACCUGUCAGUGCCACAGCGGCUACAGCCAGGUGAUCACCCAGAACAGGAAGUUCUGUCAAGACAUUAAUGAGUGCAGCAUGCCCAACAAGUGCCAGAACGGCAAAUGCGUCAACACAGAAGGGUCUUACACCUGUGAAUGCAACAGCGGCUACGCCAAGUCUCGGAGAGGCCAAUGCGAAGAUGUAGAUGAGUGCAGGGAUCCCAGCUCCUGUCCCAACGGUGUCUGCGUCAACACUCCCGGCUCCUUCCAGUGCCAGGCCUGUGGCCCUGGGUUCAGGCCUAUCGAAGAAAGAUGUGUGGAUGUAAAUGAGUGCUUGAACCAAACAGUGUGCGGCCAUGGUCGGUGUGUCAACACUGAGGGCUCCUAUAGGUGCAACUGUUUCCAGGGAUACAGACUCUCACCAGAUAAUGUUUGCCAAGAUGUGGAUGAAUGUGUGCUCCCUGGAGUCUGCCUCAACGGCCGCUGUGUCAAUCUGGACGGCACUCACAAAUGCACCUGUAACCAUGGUUACCAAGUCACCUCAGACAGCAAAGCUUGUGAAGAUGUCAACGAGUGCUCAACUGGUAAUGUGUGCCCAGCGGGAAUUUGCAUCAACACUGCAGGUUCCUACACUUGCCAGAACUGCAGGCCCGGGUUUGGACCAUCUGCUGAUGGACUGAGAUGUGAAGACGUGAACGAGUGUGCCCAGGGUGACUUGUGUCUCGGUGGCGUGUGCGCCAACACGGAGGGAUCCUACACCUGCACCAGAUGUAAGGCUGGCUAUAAAGUGUCUCAAGACCGACAGAGGUGUGAAGAUGUUGAUGAGUGCCAGUCCCUGUCUACCUGUGCCAACGGGAUCUGUCUUAACUCGGAAGGCUCUUACACCUGUGAGAACUGCCCAACAGGGUACAGAAUAUCAUAUGACGGGGAGCUCUGCGAAGAUAUCGAUGAGUGUGCGCUGCCCACUACAUGCCCCCUGGGAACAUGUACAAACACAGAAGGUUCCUUCACAUGUAUCGCGUGUCAGCCUGGUUUCAGAGUCUCUGAGGAUGGACAACAAUGUGAUGAUGUGAACGAGUGCUUGGUGGCUAACGUGUGCCCACGCCAGCUGUGCUUGAACACUCCAGGAUCGUACACCUGCAGGAGCUGCGAAGCCGGCCUGCAACUGUCUGAGGAUGGUUAUGGCUGUGAGGACAUUGACGAGUGCCAGAUCCCAGGUGUGUGCCCCACGGGUGUUUGCACCAACACAGAGGGCUCCUUCUCCUGCAUGGCCUAUGAACGCGGCCUCACGGUGGCACCCAACGGGCUCUCAUGUGAAGAUGGGAAUGACUGUGAGGACACCAGCCUGCGUGAGGCAGGCCGGUGCACCAACACCAUCGGUUCCGACAGCUGCUCCUGCCCCGAUGGUAUGGAGCUGGUGGAUAGGACGUUCUGCAGAGAUAUCAAUGAGUGUUUAACUGACGUGGGGAUCUGCGGGGAAGGAAGCUGUGUGAACACUGAGGGCUCCUUCAUGUGCAUCUGCCCUGAUGGAUAUACCACCGUCGAUGGAAGGACCGGUUGCCAAGAUGUGGAUGAAUGCAGUAAAGACAAUGUUUGCAUCCGCGGCAAGUGUCUCAACACUGACGGCUCGUUCAUGUGCUUAUGUGAAGCUGGCUUCAAAUUCAGCGAUGACACAGCUGACUGUGAAGACCAGAAUGAGUGCAAAGAGUUUGGAAGCUCAGUGUGUGGUACCUGGCGCUGCGAAAACACCAUCGGCUCCUACCGCUGUUUCAUGGGCUGCCAGCCCGGCCUCGAGGGAGAGGACGCCACAGACUGUGAUAUUGAUGAGUGUGUCAAUGAAACCAUCUGUGGGAACCACGGCUACUGCGAGAACACAGACGGCUCCUUCCGCUGCCAGUGUGACCAAGGCUACACCAACCCGCCAGGAGACAUGAGCAAAUGUGUCGACGUGAACGAGUGCGAGAUGAGCUUGGCGCUGUGCGGGGAGGUCCUGUGUGAGAACUUCGAUGGCAGCUUCCUGUGCAUCUGCCCCAACGACAAUGAGGAAUUUGAUCCCAUCACCAGCCAGUGCCGCUCCCUGGCAGAUAUUAACCCCACACCUGCUCCUCGAGUCCCUCCAUCCACUCCCUCCGCUGUUGAGAGGAAGGAGUGUUACUAUAACCUGAACGACGCCAACUUCUGCGACAACGUCCUGUCUCGUAACACCACCAAGCAGGAGUGCUGCUGCACGGUGGGGGCCGGCUGGGGGGACAACUGCGAGAUCCACGCCUGUCCCGUCCCCGGAAGAGAUGACUAUAACCAGUUGUGUCCUCAUGGCAGUGGAUUAUUACCUCUGGCUGUUUCCUCUUCACAAAAUCUGGGAGAACAGCGUCCAUACAUAGAUGCAAAUGAGUGCGAGAUGUUUGGAUCAGACAUUUGUAAAAACGGACAGUGUUCAAAUCUCUUCUCUACCUAUACCUGCUAUUGUCGAUCUGGCUUCUACUAUGACAACAUCCGGCUUGAGUGUGUGGAUUAUGAUGAAUGUGGAUUUGGAACCGCCUGUGAGAACGGAGUGUGUGUGAACACGGCCGGGUCUUUCAACUGUUUCUGCAGUCCUCCAUUAGUCCUGGACAGCUCCCGGCGGCGCUGCAUUGGCGUCAACACCACAGAAGAAACUCUAGAGACUGAGCACGAUAUGCACAUGGAUAUUUGCUGGCAGCGUCUGGAGGGGGACAACAUGUGUUCAGAACCCCUGCAGGGACGCAGAACCACAUACACUGAAUGCUGCUGCCUGUACGGCAUGGCCUGGAGUGGACAGUGUGCCCUCUGCCCCCGGAGAGACUCUAAUGACUACGCAUUGAUGUGCAACCUGCCUCGGAGAGGAGGAACAGACAGUCUGCGAGAGCGGCCGGGAUAUGAGUACGGUCUUGAGGGGCCAGAGGAUACCGUGGAGCCUUUUGUUCCCCCGUACUGGGACAAUUAUGGCAACCCUGCAGGAGCCUUUGACAUUCCUGAAAGCAUCCCUCUCUUCAGUGAUUACAGCAUUCCACAGCCACCUUCCCGUGUUCCCAUUUCACGACCACAGGAACAGCAGCCACGACCAGUGGAUCCCUAUGCUGAGCGCUACGAUGGCUUUGAGGGUCUCAGAGCGGAGGAGUGUGGAAUCCUAAACGGGUGUGAAAACGGCCGCUGCGUUCGUGUGCGAGAGGGUUACACCUGCGACUGCUUCGACGGUUACGAACUUGACCUAAGCAAGAUGGCCUGUAUAGACAUAAACGAGUGCGAGGACAUCAGUGACAAGGUGCCCUUGUGUCAAAACGGGCAGUGCACCAACACAGAGGGCUCGUACAAGUGCACCUGUUCGCCGGGCUUUGUGGCGUCCUCAGAGCCACACAAAUGCAUCCCAGAGAUCCCAGAGUCUGUGGAGAGAGGAAACUGAGACAGACUGCUGGCUUUUCCUGCUUCCUCAAAGAUCACCCGACACCCCUCUGCCCUUCACCCCGAGGGCCCGGCACUAAACCUCCAACAGUAACGCUGAGACGUCCAAACUCGUUUCCCUACAUGCACAUACAGACAUAAAAAAGCACACACAAUCGCAUCCAACACAGAACACAAUCAAAUCCCCGUCACACACAUUGAAGAGGACCAGGAAACUGUGCAGUGAAUGUAUUACAUGGGAUUAAGUAUUCACCAGAUAUCCAUUUGCCUUAAAGGGAUUUCGUGGACUGAUCUUUUUUAUUCAGUAACCCCAGGCAAUUUGAUAUGCAGAUAUAUUUUCCACAUUAUUUUCUCAGUCAUUUCUCUUUUUUUUCUUCUUUUUUUUGUGUUAUUUAUUUCAUUUACAUGACGGGCCUCUGCAAACUAAGAAAGCGACCUAUUUCAGAGGGCACACUUGAUUCCUCUUGUUUUAUUCGUCUCGCCAAUUGACCUCAGAGACAGCGCGGGGAGAUAAUAAAUGCCUUUUGUAAAAGAAGGAAUGUCAUAAGAAAUCAGCCACUCAUAAAUCAGCUCGUGCCUCACUGUCAAACCUCUCACCAAUUUACUCACUCCGUCAUAGUAAUUAUAGCAUUGACCUUGGACUAAAUGGAUGCCGGAUUUGAUAAACAUCCGAAAUUCAAAGAAAGAAAGAACUUUCCCCACAACUGCUUUUUUCAUUUUGCAAGAUUAACUGCGAGCUGAAGUUGAGGAAACAAAGAACCGAGGAGUCAACAUAGCCAAUAAAAGCUUGAGCAUUUCGUGGACGUGGAAAGACUGUAGAUGUAUAUGAUCAUCUUUGUAAUGCUUUGGAAAAAAGAUGCAAUAGUUAUGACCUGCCUGCCUCUGUUUGACACCAUUUUUACAGUUUAACCCUUUGAAACCUGAGCAAAUUUUCUUCAUUUAUUUCAAAAGCAUAGGAAGAAGGUAAUG